UAUGAAUAUGGGUAAUCGCAAAGCUUAGACCACCCAAAAAUGACCUAAGACGACUUCACUUACCUAUUAUCCGACUUAUACCUCUAAAUAAAAUACCUCUAAAUAAACGUUAGAAAUAAAACGUUGGAGAUGUUUUGUAGCAACUUGCUAAACCAUUCAUAUUCAUUCAUUUCUUUCAAAACUUAGCCAACAGAAUACCAGGGUAGCUCGCAAUCUGCUUCCGUGUGCAUCCUAGAGCUCUUAUAGGUGGUAUAUUAUAAUAUAUGACGAGACUCUACACGUUACACCACCAUAAACCACCUCAUAUCCGGCCAUCUAAUAAUAGUCUGUGCCGCGCCUAAUGUAUAACCGGUACACGCGCCCUUUGCUCUACUACGCGAGGACUGCCGCUAAGGCACCACAAGUUACGAGCAAACCCGUCGGGGCGACACGCCGAGGCGCACAGGCGGUUGCAACCUUUCGCCGGUGCUCACUCGUGUAUCAGGAUCAGGGUCAGGGUCAGGGUCAAAGCCGCCGAACUUUCACGGCUUCAGCAGCAGUCAUGGCAAGCGCUGCGGAUUCCCAAGCUGCUCCCCAGUUCUCUGCUGGUGUUGACGAGCCGGCUCUAACGCGGACGCUAGAGACUUUGCUGGCAUCAGCAGGGCAUGGCGGUCGGUGGGUACUGAUAGCUAGCGGCGAGGGUCUGGAGAGGAGCUUCAAGUUCAAGACGUUUGCGAAGACGUGGGAUUUUAUGACUGCAGUAUCACUGCAGUGCAAGCUGAAAAACCAUCAUCCGGAAUGGUCUAACGUCUAUAAUACGACGUAUAUCCGGUGGACAACGCAUAAUCCAAAGGGCCUCUCCGCCAAGGACGUCGAACUGGCUGCGAUUUGCGACGGCCUCGCCAGCGACUUUGGUGAGAUUAUCGAGGAGACCGAUAGCUGCGAGCUAAAGCAGGUGGCUGACCGUGCGGUCACCAACGCGGGCGAUUGCUGUACUCCUAAAAAAUAAAGAACGAAACAGACCGAGAUAUCAGUCCGUAACGGAAAAUAAACAUCCUGGGGACCUUUUAAUCCGUAUGACGAUGACUAACUUCGAGGUAACCGAUCCGGAUCAAUAAGUUAGAUAUAAUAUUAAAUACAGCCAAAUCGCUUACUAUAAGAAUCAUAUGCGACGCAAGGAAUUUUACAAAUGGACACGAGCACAAUUUCACCGCUAUCGACCGAAGGCUAGAAUGUCUUGUUAAGUCUGUUUGAAAAGUUCCAAUGAAGGACUCUUAGGCUAUU
This is a messenger RNA of Daldinia vernicosa, 1263 nucleotides long. RefSeq names its product transcriptional coactivator/pterin dehydratase. The transcript is spliced from 3 exons. The record is from RefSeq and is a predicted model, not a curated record. Lineage: Eukaryota; Fungi; Ascomycota; Sordariomycetes; Xylariales; Hypoxylaceae. Gene Ontology annotation, molecular function: 4-alpha-hydroxytetrahydrobiopterin dehydratase activity. Gene Ontology annotation, biological process: tetrahydrobiopterin biosynthetic process. Bases 341 to 988 code for a protein of 215 amino acids.